Phanerochaete carnosa HHB-10118-sp is the source of this 2345-nucleotide messenger RNA. RefSeq lists its product as uncharacterized. The transcript has 8 exons. Gene Ontology annotation, molecular function: ubiquitin conjugating enzyme binding; ubiquitin protein ligase activity; metal ion binding. The coding region runs from base 271 to 2187 and encodes 638 amino acids. Gene Ontology annotation, biological process: positive regulation of proteasomal ubiquitin-dependent protein catabolic process; ubiquitin-dependent protein catabolic process; protein polyubiquitination. The record is from RefSeq and is a predicted model, not a curated record. NCBI's taxonomy places the organism in Eukaryota, Fungi, Basidiomycota, Agaricomycetes, Polyporales, Phanerochaetaceae. Gene Ontology annotation, cellular component: ubiquitin ligase complex; cytoplasm.
AGGUGACUCAUGUUGACGAUCUUUACUACUACUGCAUAGCUCACCCGGGCCUAUGCCACCUAUUCCGCCCACCUAAUCAAUUCAGUGACUGUCGAGCUGUACAUAUUCUGCUAUGUGUAUGACCAAGUCUGCAGUGCCAGCUAUACGAUCCCCGGAACUUAAUCAGCCCAUGGAACAAGAUUACGGCUAGUGCCGAUAAGCACCUGACAAGUGGCACUGACUGCGCAGUGCGCGCGGCUUGCGUCUCACCUCGACUGGUCUUGUUCGACGAUGUCCUCAGACAUUCUCCGGGACAUUGCCACCGGACAACUGACUGACUAUGUCGUAGCGCAUGGACGCAGUCAGUACAGCGGCGCCGGGGGCCUAUCGGCUUGCGGGCUCGCCGCGAUGAACUGCGCGAGACUUGUACUUCUCAAGGAACGCGCAGAUCUACGCGGCGAUGCACUUCUUGAGGAGAUAAUGAAGGAAUCUACAACCGAUGAGGUGUUAAGCAUCUGUGAACGUUGGUCAAGCGUGUCGCAUCUUGAUAUCGAAGAUAUCAUAAGGUCUUCCAUAUUCAAUCGCUCCCUGAAACUUCUGGUGGUGGAUUACGGUCGAAGUGACUACAGUGGCUUUACCAGGCUGCUGGAGCGCCUCAGGAAUGAGAGCAACAGGCGCGGAAAAUCCUCUUGCGCAGUCAUCACUCGUCCACCGGAAAUUGUCGCCUGCCUCUGUAUUAGCCAUCCAGAUGGAGAGUUCUAUGUCAUAUUUGACUCUCAUCCGCGGCCAGGAGCUCACCCAGAUAGUGCGGCGUUCAUAUUUAACAAGUCAGCCUUUGCUACGGCAACUUACCUGUCGAAUCUACUCCGCUACGACUCGUCUCUUGUCUCGGACCGAGACUUCGGAUGGCAGACCCAGCUGCUGGGCAACUUCUCAGGACAUUUGGUCGUUGCACAGGCUGACACGGAGCUGGAAGGGGCGGAAUACUGGGCUAGCACGGCCAUGGAAGCAAGUCUCGAGGGUCUUGCUCUUCAUGCUGACCAGGCGCAGCUGAAGGCCGAGAACGAGUCGUUGAAGGCGGACAUCGCGCGCUUACGGGAUCAGAUCGCGAGGCUCCAGAGACCGCAGCGCGCACAAUCGGUCUGGUCGGAGGCAAAAAGAUCGUAUCCUGCACCAUAUCCUGAUGAUACGCAACCUACGAAGCGAGCCAGCUUCAUUUCCUCACUCGCUCAACAGGGUAGCAGCGCUAUCGCCGUUGCUCGGUCGUACACAUCCUCUCUAUCUCGCUCGCCAUCUCAGUCGCAGCCUAGCACCAUGAAGAGCGCGCCCUUGACUAGUGCCUCGUCGCGCAGCAGCCAACAGUCCGUUCCUACUAUGCCUUCACCUGUGACGGUGGACCCGACAAACGGCGCCAAAAUAGAACGCGACUUGCACCGCGGCUAUGACGAGACCGCGGACGACCUCGCAUUUGCACUGGCGCAACAGCACAUGUAUGAUGAAGAGCACCGGGAUCUAGAGAGGGAGCGAGAGCGUAUCUCACUCUCGCAGUCGUUCACAUGCAAUAUCUGCUUGGACAGGCAUUCUCACGAAGAUGCAGCACAGGUCGAUAAUUGUGCGCAUACAUUCUGUCGGGACUGUAUCCGAGGCCACGUCUCGUCGCAGAUCGGACAACGUCUCUAUCCCAUCGUAUGUCCACUCUGCAGCACCGAAAAGGGCGAGCGAGAGCCUACAGUGCUCAGCGACGGAUUUGUGCAGCAGCUUGGACUAUCUGAGGAGGAUUAUGUCAUCUUCGUGGAACUAGAGAUGGCGUCAUUCUCGAUGUUGCUACACUGCCGGGGCUGUGACAAGUCGUUCUUCGUAGUCAAAGACGAACUAGACAGCAUCAACGUCAUCACGUGUCCUCUCCCUGGAUGCGGAAAGUCCUGGUGUAAGACAUGCAGUCAUUUCAUUGACGAUAUUAGUCAGACGCAUACCUGCGAUGGUACAGCGGAGUUGCAGAGGUUGAUGGGGGAUAAAGGAUGGAAAUACUGCCCAGGUUGUCGGACACCAGCAGAGAAGAUAGGCGGGUGCAAUCAUAUGGCGUGCAAAUCUCCCGGUUGUAACACGCAUUUUUGCUACCUGUGUGGCGAGGCCAUUGUCACGUCCGUCAAUACACACGACGUUAAUCGCGCGCUGUCCAGACAUUACGCAGGGUGUCAACAAUUCUAAGUAGUCACCGACCGUAGUGAAUUGCCAUAGCUUCGUGCGCCCUCUUCCCAGCGAGAGACAUAAUGCGUGCAUCCACCUUAUCGCGAUUCUCCCUGCUGGUCCCGGCCACAUUCUAAUCACAUAAAAGUGUGGAAAUAAAAUGUGCACUGCCGUAAUUU